Molecule: messenger RNA, 600 nt
Organism: Manis javanica (Malayan pangolin)
Lineage: Eukaryota; Metazoa; Chordata; Mammalia; Pholidota; Manidae
Gene: C1GALT1C1L
Product: C1GALT1 specific chaperone 1 like
Source: RefSeq, a predicted model, not a curated record
AUGAGCCUUAGUGGGCUGUACCGGAAGAGGCUUGGACCAAACCCUGUGACAAAGCAGAGCCCCACAGUCUCUGAAAAGUACAACUACAACUGGUUCUUUCUUGUAUGUCCCACUACAUUUUCUGUUUGAAAAUUACUGAAGUGUCUUCUGUUUGAUUUAGUAACUCCAUCAAAACCCUUUUAUCUAGGCCACACUAUAUCUGGUGACCUUGAAUAUGUGCCACAUGAUCUGGAAAGAGGAAUUCCCUUAUGUAUAGAGCCUGAAAAGUGUGCAGAUCAAAGUGUGAUUUGGAAGUUACCAGAUAUGCAGCUGGCAGCAGGCCUGAAAUAUGCAGGAGUUAUUAUGCAGAAUGCAGAUGAUUCUCAAGGAAGAGAUGUAUUUAAUACAAACCCGGUUGCAUAUCUUGCUCAAGAGACAAUGUCUAAUAACCCUCAGCAAGUAGUAGAAGGCUACUGUUCAGGUAUGACUAUUACCUUUAAUGGGUUGACUCCUGGAAAGAUGAUAGUAAUGACAUAUGGUGUGUACUGGCUCAUGCCAUCUGUACAUUAUUUUAAAGACACACUGGUUUUCUUGCCUCCAAAUGGUUCAGAAAAUGACUGA